Molecule: messenger RNA, 1697 nt
Organism: Morus notabilis
Lineage: Eukaryota; Viridiplantae; Streptophyta; Magnoliopsida; Rosales; Moraceae
Exons: 3
Coding region: 445-1401 (318 amino acids)
Molecular function (GO): phosphoglycerate dehydrogenase activity
Source: RefSeq, a predicted model, not a curated record
UCGUGAAUGCAAAUUCUACGCCUGCUGAUCGGAUAAGAUCAGACCAGAGAGCCCAUUUCUUCAAAAACAUCAUAUACUCACUCACUAUAUCUAUAUCUAUAUCUCUCCCCCUUCUCCUUCUUUUCGACCAUUCUUUCUUUUGGAGAGUUUCAGAUUACCCCCCACCUCUAUUUUUUCGUUUUCAUUCCCGAGAAAAUAAUUUAUUUGUUUUCAUAGAGACUUUUGGUGGCCACGAAAAUUCUUUCUAAGUGGGUAUGCAUCUAAAUCCCUGACCUUGAAGGCUCGAAAGCGAUAAGAGAAGUCACUCUAUCUAUAGGAUUUGAUUUUGGGAUUUAUAAAGCGACUGCCAAAAGAUUGAGAUUUGUGGAUGGAAGAAUUCAAUGCAGGUUUUCAAUGGCGAUCUGAGUUCAAUCUGCUGAGAAAAUUAAGAGGUUUCAGCGAAGAAUGAGCUCCUUAGCCAUGGAAGGUUCUUGUGAAGCACAAAUCAAUGGCGAAGCGGCUGAUCCAGGCCUCCAGGUUAUUAGAUACUCUCCUUACCAGCCCUGCACUAAAUUAUCACCGCCAUGGUUUGAGUUGAGAGUGUUCUAUGUGAGGGUCAGUAAUUUCAAGGUUGAUGAUUCAACACCGGAAUUUCUAACUCUCAACCAUAUUCCUCUAAGCCCUGACACCCUUUUGGAAGUUAAUGGCUCUAGAGCCAGCAUUUACUCCGACGGAGUCUCGUCCCUUCUUAGAAGGGAUCGCGCGGAUAAGAAAUCCGAGGAGGCCACGUUUGUGAGCACGGACAGUAUAAGGUUAACUGGGAGUUUGAAAUUCCAGGUGUUUGAUAAAGACGAUCUCAUUCUCUCUGGAGUUCUUGAGAUGUCCAACAGUAAUGGGUUUGUUGGGGAGUUGAAAAACAGUGCCAAGCGAUGGAGCAUGAACUGCGAAUCAGAGAUAACCACUGCGGCAGGAUUCCUGAAAGGGAAACAUCUUGGUGGCACGGAAUUGCCCGCGCCAACGAUUGAGGUUUAUGUUGCGGGUUGCUUUUCUGGAACGCCGAUUAUCUUGACAAAGACUUUGCAGCCUUGUUUCCGUAAGAAGCACAUCAGGAAGGGGAUGUUGGAUGCAAUACCAGAGAAUGAAACAACUGAAUCGCAGAAAGAUGUGGCUCCAGAACUUGAUUUGCAGUUGGCGGAAUACAGAAACUAUAAACCAGAAAAUGAGGAGGAUUAUAACAACAUGUAUUGGAGGAGAACAGAAUACAUGGAAGGUGAAGAUGGUGAACUCUCCUGGUUCAAUGCUGGAGUUAGAGUUGGGGUUGGGAUUGGACUUGGCAUUUGCCUUGGAAUUGGUAUAGGCGUUGGCUUGUUGGUUCGUACCUACCAAACAACCACUCGGAACUUCAAAAGGAGGCUUCUGUGACGACCACUUUGUUCACGCAUAAUAUAUAUCGUAUAAAGGCAGCUAACUUCGUCUGUGUCCUUGACAUCGAAAGUGAAGAUUUUGACUGUGUAGCCGACUGUUGGAAAAAAAAAUUUUGUUUACGGGUGUAUUUUGUUAGUUUCGUAAUGCGGUAAUGCUUGUUUAGAAAAAAGUGUGACAUAUUUGAUUCCUAUACAAAUGGGGAAAUAAAUCUUUUUCUUGUGUUCUCAAAGUUAGAAUGACUAAUUUAAAGCUUGUAUAAGUUGUACUGUCAUUGUAAAUAAAACCCUUUUUCU